Ilex paraguariensis (yerba mate) is the source of this 384-nucleotide messenger RNA. The record is from the annotation of a GenBank genome assembly. NCBI's taxonomy places the organism in Eukaryota, Viridiplantae, Streptophyta, Magnoliopsida, Aquifoliales, Aquifoliaceae.
AUGACAUUCAAGCGAAGGAAUGGAGGCCGCAACAAGCAUGGCCGCGGUCAUGUCAAGUUCAUCCGCUGCUCCAACUGCGGCAAAUGCUGCCCAAAGGACAAAGCUAUCAAGAGGUUUCUUGUGAGGAACAUAGUUGAGCAAGCUGCUGUUAGGGAUGUGCAAGAUGCUUGUGCAUUUGAUACGUACACUCUCCCCAAGUUGUAUGUGAAGAUGCAGUACUGCGUUUCAUGUGCAAUUCACUCAAAAGUUGUUAGGGUCCGCUCUCGCACAAAUAGGAGGAACCGUGAACCACCUCAGCGAUUCAGGCGCCCAAGAGAGGAUCUUCCAAGGCCAGGGCAAGCACCGCGUCCUGCUUGGGGAGCUCCAGUUGCUGCUCGUACUUGA